CCUCACAGCGGUUACGUCACGCUUUGCUACUUUAACCACUGCCACCACAAAAAUCACGUGAUGAUGCUCUUAUCACAUGAUGGUUACAAAAUGGCGGAUACACCAAAGAAGUCUUUGAAUUGUUGUUUUAUUUGCUACAAACAGCGGCACUACAAUUUGACGUAUGGUGUCAAGUCUGUUGAUGUUGUUAACAAAAUUUCAUUCCUGUUAAAAAGGAACUUUAAUGCCGUAGUGGAGGCAAAAAAAUCACUCGGCAUAUGUAAAUCGUGUAAUAUUAAGAUUCUCAACACCUACGAGUUUGUAAAGCUGUUGGAAACCGCCGACCAACAGUGCUCUGGUGACCACUCAGACUCUUGUCGGUUGAAACGGAUGGCAGUAAGCCCACUUACGCCCAAACUGGCAAAACCUGAUUCAGCUCCAAAGAAGAGACUUUCAGCUGCCAGGAAAUCACUAGAUCUCCAUAAACCUGAAGUGCCUUCACCCUCGCCUUCAUCAGGGUCAACUCCUUACUCUGACUCGGGUAGUGAUCAACCAAUACUAGAGGUAGAUGAUCAUGAUUAUUGUCUAAGUGAACAUCACAAGAGAAAGCCUUUGGAACACUCUUACUGUCAAACUGAAGAAGAGGAGUCUAAUGAGAACCAGACUGAAAAGCAAAUCACUUCGUUAGAUUUUAUGAGGUUGUCAGCAAUAAGUGAUAAUUCCAAACCAACUGAUCCAAUGAUCCAGGAAAUUGUCAGGCAUAUUACUUCAAAUAAGAUACUUUCAGGCAAAAUCCAGUGUGUCAAUGUUCAAUCAACUCUAAUGCAGGCUGUGCAGGCACACAUAUUGACGGACAUAGACAUGCACUGCUCAACAAUGGUGUCUCGGAAUGCUGCUCUUGGAAGCGUGUUAUCAAGGUACAGAAGUGUAAAUAGUCUGGUUGAUUAUGGAGACAAACUUCUACAAGAAAUUGUCCGAGAAAUGUCUGAAAGCAGACUUCCGUUCCUACUUGAUAUCUUCACCAUAAUGGUAACUGCUGGAAAAGAGCCAGUUGAAAGUAAGGCUGUCCAUGUAGCUGCAGCAUAUGCAGUCCUAAUGAAUGGUAGAAAUGACAAACUUUCCGCAUGGCACAGGCUUACAACAUUCAUAACUAUAAAAAGGACAAUUGGAUGA
Molecule: messenger RNA, 1152 nt
Organism: Ruditapes philippinarum (Manila clam)
Lineage: Eukaryota; Metazoa; Mollusca; Bivalvia; Venerida; Veneridae
Exons: 5
Coding region: 61-1152 (363 amino acids)
Source: RefSeq, a predicted model, not a curated record